AUGCUUCACGAAACAUCAAGCAGAAUAGCUAACCGUUCAAUACCAAAUUCAUAUGAUAACGAUAACGGUGUAGGAACACGUACCCAUGAACGCUUUGAGCAAUUUAACGACAGAUGUCGUCGUGUCAGUCCACCUGUUAAUAUUAAGCCACAGAACCGUCUUGAGAAUCGAGAUCGAAAAGAUGAUAUAUCAAGGAAUAAAGGAAGUCAAGUUAGUGGCAAUUCAUGUUUCUGUCCACAGUGUGGUAAUCUUAGUAAUAUAGAUAGUAUGAUGAGACAUGCGGAACAUUGCCAAAAAGUGAAUGCUAAUAUUCAAUCCGCUAAUGGUUCUACAGCAUCGAUUUAUUAUGCAGGUGACAAUGAAAAUCUUCUAAAAAGACUGCGACAAGAUUCUGCUCACGAUUAUGAUAAUAAUCUUAAUUAUCUUUAG
This is a messenger RNA of Rotaria sp. Silwood2, 429 nucleotides long. The record is from the annotation of a GenBank genome assembly. Lineage: Eukaryota; Metazoa; Rotifera; Eurotatoria; Philodinida; Philodinidae.